AUGAGGGGUAUAACUUGUAGAUGUGAAAGAGGUCAGGUAUAUGGUUUAAUCUUCAAUGGAAAUGGGAUUGAUGGCGCGCAAGCAGAAUAUAUCAGGGUCCCUCUGGCUUCAACAACGUUGGUCAGAAUUCCUAUAGAAAUUAACGAUAAUCUGGGUUUAUUACUCGGUGAUAUAUUAUCCACUGGGUAUUUUUGCGCGGAAAAUGGAUUAAAUGGGCUAAUUGGUCAAUACAGGGGUGAUUUCUUUAAAGGAAAUAAUAAGCUCGAUGGUAUAAAGAGGGAAAUAAGAUAUGAUACUAAUUCCUUUGACGAUAGUGAUGUAAUAGUUGUGGUUGGAUGUGGUUCAGUUGGAUUGAUGACCGUCGUAUCAGCGAUCUACCUAGGAGCAAAAAAGGUUUAUGCUGUUGACAGCAUCGACGAAAGGUUAAUACUAGCACGGGAGUUUGGAGCCACGCCAUUACAUUUGAACUCGGAUGAUCCUGUGCAGACUAUCAGAGAGGCUACCAAUGGAAGAGGUGCAGAUGUGGUUAUGGAGGUUGUAGGAAGUUUAGCAGCUCUAGAAUUGUCUUAUAAAUUACUUAGACCUGCCGGUGUGUUGUCGAGCGUUGGUGUACACAGCUCGGAGACAUUUCCCUUUAGUCCUACGAAUGGAUACGAUAAAAACCUCACCUACAUUUCGGGUCGUUGUCCUGUAAGACAAAUCUUGACGAGAUCCAUUCCACUAGUAUUAUCAAAAAGAUUUGAUUUAGAAAAAAUAAUUACACAUGAAAUGAAAUUAAGUGGAGGAGAAAGAGCUUAUGAAAUUUUUAACAAUAAGUUAGACGGAUGCAUUAAA
This is a messenger RNA of Acaulospora colombiana, 834 nucleotides long. The record is from the annotation of a GenBank genome assembly. Lineage: Eukaryota; Fungi; Glomeromycota; Glomeromycetes; Diversisporales; Acaulosporaceae.